This is a messenger RNA of Stylonychia lemnae, 3204 nucleotides long. Lineage: Eukaryota; Ciliophora; Spirotrichea; Sporadotrichida; Oxytrichidae. The record is from the annotation of a GenBank genome assembly.
AUGUGGUUUGUAUUUGAAGCAUGCGGCAUAGUCUGCGUGUUUUUCUGUUACUUCACAGUUUUCACUGUUUAAUUUGCAUUCAUUCGCAUCGGUGUUUGGGAAGACUUACUCCUGGGGAAUACCUGGGGCUAUAUUCAUCUAAUGAUAUUCCUAUAUAACGUAUUCAUGAUUAUUGCGAGUCAUUUAAAAUGCAUGACAACUUAGCCUGGGGUCCUACCAAGAGAUUACGAAGAGCUAGACAGCUCGAAACUUCCUCAUGAACUUAGUCUGGCUUUGACUUAGAUUCAAAAUUCUUUGCUUAAUGAUGAUGAGGACGAGGAUAAAACUUAAUAAAAUUAGAGUUUAGCUUCUGAUAGCACUAAUAAUACAACAUUAGAUACUAAUUCUACUCUAGAUUAGCAAAAUGAUUAAUUCAACAUAGAUGUUUAGAAAAUCCAAAGACAAAAACAGCAAAAGGACUAGGAACGCAAGGCUAUGCAAUCAAUUAUGAAGAGUGUAAACUAAAAGGGCAAAGUGACCAAUGACACUGAAGAUCAAUAACCUCUUAACAGUAAAGUAGUUGUCAAUGCUAGAAACGUCAGAUUCUUAGAUAAAAUCCUGUCUAAGAAAUGCAAGAAAUGCAACUCAAUCAAGCCUCCACACUCUCAUCACUGCUCUAUAUGUAAAAGAUGUGUUGCUAGAAUGGAUCAUCAUUGCCCCUGGGUUAAUAACUGUGUUGGCUUCUAUACUUAGAAGCAUUUUAUCCUGUUCUUAAUUUACGUGUUCAACGGCAGUGGUCAUGCUCUGUAUCUUUUAUCUAAAAAUGCGAUCUAUUGCCUAGAUAAAAACUGUGCACUAUUCAAUUCAAUCUUCAAUAUGGCACUAACUAUUGAUAAGCUACAAAAAUCAGAUGAUAAGAAAGAUAGAAAAAGCACUAGAACUGGAUGGUAAAAUCUUGAUUAGGUGUUCAGUGGGGGUUAAGGGUUUAGCAUUUGGUGGUUCAUUCCAAUUGAUAUUCCAAAUUUAAUCUGUAGACUUUAGCUUUCAGAAUAGCUAGAACAGGCUCUUGAAGAGGAAUUCGGUAAAAUUUAGGAUGAUCCCCUUAUGUCCUCAAAGUUUGACAUUAAUGAGUACAUCAAUUCUCAGUUUAAUGAUGAAAGCUCCUUGAACAAUCUGGAAUCAUGCAUAAUGUAGUUUGAUGACUAGAUCAAUGACUUGGAUCAGUAGAUUAAAGAGUGCAUUAGAGAGUAAGCAUAUGCAUCAGAGAGUGCUAGAGAUGAACUUAAGAAAAUCAAUGAGGAGAGCGCUUUUCUGAUAGAUAGAAUUCAGAGUGUGAAGUAGAAAGCAGAUGUGUCAGAGGAGAUGGUCAAGUCAAUCUGCUCUGAUAUCAGAAGUCUUGACUUCGCUAAGAAGAACAUCACUUUCACCAUUACCUCUUUGAAGCGAAUGAUAAUGCUUAUUACUGGAAUCGAAUAACUCAGAGGGUUUUGCAUUAACAAAUAAUACCGAGAAGCCUCUAAUUUGAUUGAGGCCACUGAUGAACUGUGCAACUACUUCAAGGACUAUAAAGAUGUGCAGUAGAUCAAAGAUCUCAGAAAGGAAAGAGAUCAUCUCUGCAACCAACUUAGACUUUAGAUAUUUGAAGAUUUCAAUAAAAUUGACAAGGGAAGUCUAUAAGAUUUACUUUAUGAGGCAUGCUUUGUAAUAGAUGCUCUAGGCUAACCUGAUGCAUCAUUUGAAAAUACAAAGAGAAGAUUUGCAUGGCUAAGAAGGACACUUAAAGAAUUCUAGGAAAAGUAUGAGUCGAUCUUCCCAUCUGAAUGGAACUUAAAACCAAUGAUUGCCUAUGAAUUCUGUAGAAAUACUAAACUGCACAUUGACAGUAUUCUAUCAACUUAGCAUCAUAGUAUUGAUGUCUCUAUUAUAAUAGACAUCUUAUAAAAUACAAUUGAUUUUGAGCACGAUCUGCAUAAAAGGUUCACUGGUGCUACGUCAGGAAUGCAAAGUAACUACGACGACAUGUCAAGUCAUGCUGUUAACAUUGAUAAGUAAGGCAAUGUGAAAAUAGAGGGAGGUUCAGCAAAGGAGAUAAAAGAAAAAUAUAAAGACCUCAUUGGCAAAGAUGAAAAAGCUGAGCAUAACAAGGUGUAUGAGAAAAUUAGAGGCAAGACUAAAAUGAGUGCACAUAUUUACAGAUUCAAGGGCUGUAUUUCAGAGUGCUUUGAGCCCUACCUAAAGUCUUAUUCUGAGUCAGAGGAGAGAAAGAUCAUUGAAGCCAUUGAAACAGUAAUUGGGCAAGGAGAUAAGUUGGAAAAUCUUGACUACUUGGUUUAUGGAUCAAGUCUACAUCUAUUCAAAAAUAUAAAGGGAUCACUGAAGAGAUGUAUAAGUUUUAGCACUAGUAAGGCAUUAUUUGACUUGCAUAUAUCAUUCAAGAAUGCUUUCAGACACUACUCUAAACUUCUAAGAAGAAACUUGCCAAAGCUAGGAACAGAGCAGGAUAAAAUAGCUAUAAAUGACGAAUAAGAAAUAAAAUGUUGCUACGUAAUUAACACUGGAGAUUAUUGUCUGGAGACGAUUCCAGGACUAAAUAACUCAAUCUUAGAUAAGAUAGAUGAGCAAUAUAAAAACAAGAUUGAUCUUAAUGUUGCCUAAGACACAUUUAGAGAACUAAUAAACUAAUGCGUAAUUGGAAUUGCCUCUUUCACUGGAGUUCAAGAUACUUCGUACUAUUUCAGGACUAUUUGCCAAAUCAUUUAAAAGAGAGUUAUUGCUAUCAAGGGAAUCUUAAAUCCAACCUAUUUCACUUACUUCUUAAAUAAACUUGUCUCGUAAAUUUUAAUAAGCCUUAAAUUUUACAGAGCUGUUACUUCAUAGUAUCUGAAUCAAGUUUACAAAAUCAAGAAAGUUAAUGAUGAAAGCUCUCAAUAAUUUCUUUUGGACUUAGUUGAAAUGAAAACUACUUUAUUGAACCUACCACAUCUUCAAGCAGAGGGAUAGUCACAAUCAUCACAGAAUAAAAUACCUGAGUCCUAUUAAAAUUUCGUUUAAAAAUAGAUACUUAAACUAGAGGGAAGGUUCAAAGUUCUAGGUUAUCCAUUAGAACAGAUAAAGGAUGCAUAUAAGACACUAGUCAAGGAUUAGACUUAGGAGGACUUAGAGCAAAUCUUAACAAUUAGAGGGGUAAAGAAAUCAGAUUUCGGGCAGUAUAAAUUAAACAUUUGA